AAACAGCCUAUAUCCAAAGCAUUAUUCGUUUCUUUGUAAUACGCAAAGUAGAAAUCGGCCUAUAUCCGUUCCCGCCAAUUUCAGUGGGCAAAAUGCGUAAAUCCCAGAACGUGUAAUAACGCUUACGGUGAACACGUGCAUCUGCGAAUUUACAGCUUGGUGCAAGUGAUAGUGGAAUCUAUAUUUCCAUAAAGGGCUUUUGAAAGAUUAUGGCGAGACGAAUUGACAGAAUCUUCGAUGCGUUGAAGUCUACUACCAGCUAUGAACCAGUAAAUGAAAAAAAUAAUAACUACGACCUAUCGAAGGCUAUUCAGGAUGCUGAAAUAAUAUUUUCAGACGCUGCUGGCGAAGACUACAGUGCUGUUGGAAAUGUGGAUUCAGUAGAAGCGCAAAGUGCUAGCGAGUGCAAUAGUGAAUUUGUAGACGCACAAAUUAGCGAUUUUGUAGUUGAUGGAGAAGUCAGAAUGAUGAUGGAAGACGCAAGUGAUGAAGCUGUGGCUCCAAUUCAGUUGAGUAUUGUUGAAAUUGGCCAACGUGAUUCCAUUUUCGAUGAAAUACCUUUCUGUUCAGGAGUACAAUCCACUAUUAUUGAAAAUCUAACUGUAGAAGAUUGUGAGAGCUCCGACUUAGAUGAGUCUGAUCAUACGCCUUGUACUAAACUAUCGGAUAAGAUAUUAGAAGACGAAGGACCCCGUCGGAAGCGUUCAACAAAGAAUUUUGGCAAUACACUUGGGCAGAAAAGAGGGUUUUCAAACAGAUUCUUUUUGGGCAAGGACAGACUAAGGGUUUGUAGAACGAUGUUUCUUAAUACGUUAGGAGUAAAAGAGUGGGUUAUAAAAAAAUGGGCCAAAAGUAACUUGGAAAAUGGUUAUAGAAAGGAUGAAGAUAAUGUACAGCCGAAUAAAAUACGUGACAGUACUACUGCACCUACUCGUUCGCUGCAUGACUUUUUCGACUGUCUACCGAAGCUGGAAUCGCACUAUUGCAGGGCUUCCACAUCCAAGCUCUAUUUAGAGCCAACUUGGAAUUCUAAGGCUCACUUAUAUAAAAUUUACAAAAGCGACUACUGUACUACACAUAACGUUGAACCUGUAUCGAUUGCAACAUUCCAUAAAGAAUUCGACAAAAAACGACUAUCACUCUAUAAACCAAAAAAAGAUCUAUGUGACACUUGUGUUGCUUUUGAGACGGGCAAUUUAACAGAAGAUAAGUACAAUGAACACAUUGCAUUCAAAAAUGCAGCAAGAACUGCAAAGACCGUAGAUAAAGAGUCUCCAAACGAAGUUUUUACAAUGGACCUUCAAUCCGUUUUGCUAUCCCCAAAAUCAAACACACCCGGAAGAUCUGCUGGUGCACCAUUGGUAAACGAUAUUAGAGCAUUGAGAUACUCUCAUGAGGGAGUGUUUUUCAAACUCAAUCACUCUGAUCAAAAAUGGCAAAUUCUUCCAGUCAGGCUAAACACAAAGACUAACAACGCCACCAAUGAUGCAAACGACUUACCCAAACUCUAUAGAAAUAGGAUAAAAAUUAAGGCAGAAAAGUAUAAACACCUUCAAAGUCUAAAGGCAACCAUGGAAUUCGAUUAUCAUGCCUUCUACAUAUAUGAUAAUUUACCCCAUGAUUGAAUAAAUCGUAGAUAAGCACAAUCCGAUUUUGUUUUACUUUUAUGAAUACAUGUGUUUUCUUCCUUAAGCCGCUCUAUUAAGCACAAUCUGAAUUAUGUUUAUAUUUUUAUGAAUAAAAAUUGUAUUUUUCCUGAGUAGCUUCAUUUGUUACUGUUCAAAUAUCCCAUAUGAGGAACCCCUAUCUCCAGGUUUUUGGCUGAAUAUAAAAAAGAAAACUGCCUAUCUCCUUUUUUUUAUCAUAGUAAAUGAUCUAUGCUAAAAUAUUGUCCAAGCAUAUAGUUUUUAGCUGCUACAAGACACUUUCUGAUCGUUUAACACAGUCAUUCUUGUGAAAAAUACUACAGUUCAAUCUGAUGACGUUUUUUGUGUCUCCUGUAAAAUUUAUAGAAACGGAGAUACGCAUUUUGCCGAUUAAGCCGACGA
Molecule: messenger RNA, 2048 nt
Organism: Acanthoscelides obtectus
Lineage: Eukaryota; Metazoa; Arthropoda; Insecta; Coleoptera; Chrysomelidae
Source: the annotation of a GenBank genome assembly